Bactrocera oleae (olive fruit fly) is the source of this 1284-nucleotide messenger RNA. RefSeq names its product anaphase-promoting complex subunit 15B. Lineage: Eukaryota; Metazoa; Arthropoda; Insecta; Diptera; Tephritidae. The record is from RefSeq and is a predicted model, not a curated record. Gene Ontology annotation, biological process: regulation of mitotic cell cycle spindle assembly checkpoint. Gene Ontology annotation, cellular component: anaphase-promoting complex.
CGGGAUUGCAUUUCACUCUCACCUAUUAUGGAAGAGACCGUAUAAUUUAUAUGUUUUUUAAUUACAACAAUUACGUUUGCUUACCUUCUUGCCCAGUCGAUCAUUGCAAGUAAUUUCAAUCAUUGCAGAUAUCCAGUAUAACCAAGAAUUCCAGAACUAACUCAAUUGUAAAACAAAUAUUGUAAAAUUGUAAAACACUUUGCACAUAAAUUUAGCUAAAUGACAUUUCUCAAAAAGCCAGCUGACAGUUGAAAUAUUUUGAAGCCAAUGUACAUAAGUGUUGCUUUGCUAACGAAUAAUAAAUAGUAUCAUUUUUACAAUCGUUUUUAUCUCGAUAAUAUAUAUAUUCAUUAGAGGUAAGUGAUACGCUUCCAAUCAUAAAGUCAACUUUAAAAAAAAUGGAGCCGUUAUAAAUAAAUUUGUAUAAUUUAAGUCCCUUAUCGAAGGAGGCCUCGAAAAUUAUAUAAAUAUUUUUUAAUCGUUUUAUUUUGGCGCGAAGAUGACAAAUCCGUGAACGGAAACUACACAUUUACCAUAGAUUUUGACUAAUUCCACUAUAUUUUUAAGCAAUUCAAAAGCUCACAUUAUUAUAUCAAGGUGAAAAAUGUCCAAAUAGAAAACAUGUACUUUUAGUUAUUCGAAACUGGACUUACACUUUUGUCGUACCAAUAAGUGCAGCCAGAGGUCAAAUUGCAGCUCUGUUAGUUACAAGUAACAACAAAAAUUUGUUUUGUUUACGAAAAACAGAAAUCAAAAAUCAUAUUUUCGUAAACAUAGUUAGUCAAGAUUUUCUCAUACAUAAGCUUUAAUUAUUAAUUUAAAGCCCGUGUGAGACUAGUCAUGUCUAUGAUACCUUUCUUUCCAUCGUUGCGACCACAAAUUGCAAAUCGCAUUUGGUUCGAAACUAAUACUCCACCAAGCGAAGAUGAUGUUUUGCGUUAUGAGCGGGAUCAUGAUAAUUGGAAGGAAUCUAUAAAAAAUGCGGCAAGUGAUAUUCCGCCUCUAGGUAAAGUUUUAACAAGACCAGGGCCUGAAACUGAUGACGAAGAUGCUAACGAUGAUAGCGAUGAUUCGGAUACACACGAUGAUGAUGAUGAUACAAAUGACAGAGCUAUUCCUGGUCAGCCAGAGCAUUCUGCACUUUAUUCGCCUGGUGAUGAUGCUAACCCAAUUAAUGAAGAUGUGCCAACAACAGUCGACACUUUGUAAACCGUUUUUCUUUCCUUGUGGCUGUUUAAUUUUUUUAUGAAGUAGAAUAAUAAUUUAAUUUUGCAAAUCUGAAAA